Molecule: messenger RNA, 1068 nt
Organism: Tachysurus vachellii
Lineage: Eukaryota; Metazoa; Chordata; Actinopteri; Siluriformes; Bagridae
Gene: ten1
Product: TEN1 subunit of CST complex
Exons: 3
Coding region: 109-489 (126 amino acids)
Biological process (GO): negative regulation of telomere maintenance via telomerase
Cellular component (GO): CST complex
Molecular function (GO): single-stranded DNA binding; telomeric repeat DNA binding; telomerase inhibitor activity
Source: RefSeq, a predicted model, not a curated record
UUCAGUUCAAACAUGCUGUUAUUUUGAUGAGUCUGUAUAAUGUGUUAUUGAGAAAUAAUUAGCAAUCUCGGCUAAAUAAAGUUUAACCAAACCACUUUUAAUGCAGUAAUGCUUCCCUCAGCGGCGGUUUUUCACUUCCCCUGGGAAAUCAAUUCAGAUCUGGUAAAAGAUGGAGCCUCUAUAAGGACAUUUGGCAGACUUACAGAUUAUCUACCAGAGGAGUCCAAAGCCAUUCUUACAUCCAAUCAUGCAUCGGUGCAGUACCAGGUGUCGAUCCAGACCUCCUUUGUUGAGCCAUUUGAUUCAAUAAUUGGGGCUCAAUACACUGUACUUGGAGAGAUUGAAAAGUCAGAGGGCCACGGUGAAGCCAUUGUGCGUGCAAGGGUCUUUAAUUGUGUGGACGGUGUCGAUGUCGCGCUGCUACAGAAGGCCAUAAAGGAACAGAGGACAUUUUUUAGGGAACGAAAUGAUGAAGGUGGUGCACAGUAACACAGAAGCAUAUCUCACAGUAGGGAAGAUCAGACUGUGUCUUGAUAAUGACAUUGUUAAAAUAUAAUUAUUAGCAUUUCCAUUAGACACAUUAAGGUUGUAUAAAAUCAUAAAAUGCUCAUGCAUAAGAAAUUAUUAAUGGUAACAAAUAAUAUUUUGAAAAUGUCAAUUAAUCCUUAAGCAUCUUUGGUGUGAUAUUAGAACAAAUAUUUAGUGCUGAUAUGAUAAUGACUUGAUGAAACUUAUGCAAAAUAAAAAUAAAUAAUAAAUGAAAGUGGUAACCUUGAAAGUAAUGACUUUAGGUGUAAUUCUAGAUUUAACUUAAGGAGUUAAGUCACUAUGACACCAACUUCCUAAACUGGGAUAUGUGAAGAAAAGUAUUUCACUGUGUUUUAAUGUAUAUGCGACAAAUAAAGGUUUCUUCUUAUUUAUCCAGCUAAAACGAUACUGGGUCAGGUAUAAAUCCUGUAUAAAAAUGUCUUAUGUACAGUUGUGUAAAAGUCACAUUUUCCAGUUUGUGUGUAUUGUUUGUAUGCAUAUAUGUAAAAUCAAUAAAACUGUAUAUCAUUAGAAUCAUAA